This is a messenger RNA of Maudiozyma saulgeensis, 1902 nucleotides long. Lineage: Eukaryota; Fungi; Ascomycota; Saccharomycetes; Saccharomycetales; Saccharomycetaceae. The record is from the annotation of a GenBank genome assembly.
AUGAUACUGUUUCCUAGUACAUGUGACAAUAUUAGACCCAAUAAAUAUAGUGAUACCACUAAUAAUGAUGAUGAUGAUUUAGGGCCUCGUGUCUCUAUGGCUGUUGAAGCACAAAAUGAAGAGCAAUUCUUGAGGCUUUCGUAUAAAUUAAAAAGAACAACUUCAUUGCGUAUGGGAAGAAAAAUGCAGAAUGGCAAUUCUGAAGAAAGUCAUCAAAUGAAACAAUUUUUAAAAGAAUCUAGACAGUGUAGGACGUUUGGUUUACCUAGUGAAGAAAACAUUAAUGUUAAAGACGACGUCUCUAUUGGUCAAGGAACUCCGGAUAAAUAUGUUGACUAUUUAUCAUAUCGUUGGAAUGAUUUCGAAGUAAUAAAUUCUUGGAAGUUUAUUCGGUUAGCAAGAAAAUGGUGUAAUGAAAGAAAAAAUUUACAAAUGGGUACAUCAUCAACAACAACAACAACAACAAUUGAAGAUAAAAAUUUAAAACCAAGUGAACUUUAUAAUAGAAGAUUGGAAAAUAUGUCGUGGAGAAUUUGGUUUAAAUUAAAAUUAUCAUUAACUUUGCAAUCAAAUAAUUCAAAUAAUUCGAAUCAUGAUAUGACUUGGCUUUAUGGUCCUUUAAUUCAUAGAGAUCAAAGUUGUUCAAAAAUUAAUAUUCAUACUCUUAAUAAUAAAGAAAAUAAUCAAAUUCCUUAUAUUAAACCAAUUUUAAAAAAAAGAAACUUAGGUGAAACUUUAGAAAAAAAUUCACUUUGGAGACUAAGAAAAGUUAAAAGAAAUAUUAAAAGAAGAAGUUCUUUGGAUUAUCGACAUAUUAGACAACAUACAAGAUUAAAUAUUCCAACAUCAAAUCCUUAUUUUGUUGAUGAUCCAUUAAUUGAAAGUAAUGAUAGUAGUAAUUUUUCUUCAUCUUCAAAUUCUUCAAGUUUUACUACGCUGGCUGCAGUAACAACAACUGAAAAUUCGCAUAAAAUUAAUAAUACUGAUUCAACAACAAUAAUUAAUUCACCAAUUUUAAAUGAUGAUAACGAUAAUGAUGUCAGGCACAUCAGAUUUAAUAAUAACGUACAACAAUGCAUUGCCAUUCAUAAAUCAAAUUCAAAUCUUGAUUUAAAACAAAAAAAAAUUAAAGAUAUUAUUCAACCAUUACCUUCAACCCAAUUAAAUUAUUAUUCAGGUUCAGAAUCUGAUUCUUCUUCUUCUGAUUCAAAUUCAUGUUCAGAUGAAGAAUGUGAUAAUUGUAAAUCUAAUAAUAAUAUUGAUAAACAUCAUAAUUAUAUUAAGAAUAAAAAUAAAUCAAAAGCUGUUUCUCACAACGUCAAUACUUCAAGAAGAUACCCAUAUAUUUAUGAUUAUAAUUCUGUUUACACAGGUGACGUUAGUAAAUUUUUACCAAAGGAUUAUUCUUGUGAUAUUAUUGAUUUACCACAAGGUUUAGGUCUAGAAUUAAAUGUGCCACAAACUUCUACAGGACCUUCUCCCAUCUUUGAAACUGAUCUUAUCACUACAGGUGAUGAAACUUUAAUUCUUUCACCAACUGCAACAACUCCAUCCAUUUCACCUUUGCAUAGUAUUAUUGUAGCAUCAACUGCAUUUUCUACUCCACAGACCCCAUUAAGUUCUUCUGCAUUUGGCUGUUCAUCAACUACUUCGACACUUUCUACAGAAGGUACAGAGACAAGUUCUGUACAAACGAUGACAAAGACAAGAGAUUUUAUUACGGGACAACUAAUUUGCAAUAAUAGUAAAAAUAAGAUUAAUGGUACUGAUCAAAAUAAAAAUUCUAAUCAAAUACUAAAUGCAAUAGAGACUCCUCCAACUUUAUUUAACCCUAAAUUUAAAUCAUCUCCAACACCUUUAGCAAAUUUCAUAUUCAAUUCUUCAGAUGAGAGUGAUAUUUAA